AUCUUAUAUCAAACAGAAUCAAGACAAGAUUCUUUUGAGUUUCUUUCCCAUGCUUCCCACUUUUUCAGGACCAGGUUCAUCCAACCCUUCUUCAGGGUUAUCUCUAUCUUCCUCUAUGUGGAAAGCCAAUCGGAAUAUUCAGCCCUGAGCCUGAACAAGCUUGAGAAACCCAAACACACAGCUUCCACCUUUUGAAUGCUGUCUUCUUGGUGUCUCACACAGCCAUGGACAGCAAUGCCCCCCCUGUUCAGGGUUCCCUCCCCUCUCACCUGCCUCCAGCCUGCCAGACAGGUUCAUUCUCUCUCCCUUCUCAAAACACUCCUCCCACCCUUUGCCACAGGGUGCCUGUGCGUAGCAAGCUUCUGUUCUUUGUGUCUUGGCUGCACGUGUCUCUCUCCCCUGCUCCUGCCUGUCCUGCCUCCUGUCAUCCAUGCCUCAUGCAUAGCUGUUCUCAAGAAAGAGAGAAGACUAUUCCAGAGCAAAAAUGUCGUAGGCGUAAACCACACAACCAGCCUUUAUAUAAGUACGUCACUCAGGCAGUUAAUUUCCAUCCACGCCGCCCUAUCCCAAGCUUUUAGCCCCGCCCCCUCCCUCUCGGAUUGGGCGGGUAUGGCGCACAGGCCCCGCCCCUCUGAUCUUGUGACGGGCGGUUUUGGCGCGCUUUUGGAAGAGGACGCUCUUUCUCCGUCCUCUUCGCUGUUGCUCCUGGAGACGCCCGUUGGCUCUGAGUAGGGAAAGCCGCCAAGGAUGCGAAGCCGCGAAGAGGUCGACGCCACGCUGCAGGUCGCUAAGCUAAACCCUGCGGAGCUGCUUCCGACGGUGCAGUGCCUCAGCUUCAGUCCGCAGGUCGAUGCCGGGGAUUACUGUCUUCUGCAGCUGGAGCCGGAGCUGUGCAGCGAGUUGGAGGCGGGGCAAAGCCUGGUGAUCCGUGGAGAGAAAGAUGAACAUGCUGUGAUAUGCAGUAAAGACAAGACAUAUGACAUGAAAAUAGCAGAUACUUCCAAUACGUUGCUUUUUAUUCCUUGCUGUGAAACUCCAGAGCAGCUUGGUGCAGACAAGUCUUCCUCUAAUAUCCUCCACGCUGAGAUUGCAGGCUUCUCCAAUAAUUUUUGGGAACUAAGAAGAUGUCGGCCCAAAUUGAAGAAACUGAAGAAACUUCUAAUGGAAAAUCCUUAUGAAGGUCCAGACAGUGAGAGAGAGAGAAUUGCGACUAACCCAAAGUAUACAACAGAGGACUUCUUGAAUCUGGUCCAAGCAAGUGAGGAAGAAAUAAUGCAUCAGCUGAAGGUUCUGAAAGCAUGCCAAGUUCAAGGAUACUGGAGGAUUCUAGACUUUGAUUAUGAGAUGAAACUGUUGAAUCAUGUGACCCAACUAAUAUAUACAGAGUCCUGGUCAUUCGGCAAAGUUCCUUUAAGUAUAUGUGUUCAAGAGCUCAGACCUCUAGAACCCAAGGAAAUGAUAGAACACAUCCUGGAAAGUUAUGGGGAAAAAUAUAUGGAUGAAGGUGAGACUUACUUUGAAAUGAAUGAAGAGAAGGUAUGUAGAGCAAUUGCACAAAUGCUCUUACAAAAUGCGGUUAAAUUCAACCUCUCGGAAUUCCAAGAAGUGUGGCGGCAGAGUGUCCCUGAAGGAAUGACAACUAAACAGGAUCAGUUAAAGGGGUUGGCUCUUGUGGAUAGAUCCUCUAAACCAGAGAUUAUUUUCUUGCUGAAUGUUGAAGAUUUACCAGAAGGGGAUAAUGAAAGGUUUAAAAGCUUGUUCUCUAUUCGGGACAAAUGGACAGAAGCUGAUAUAGCUCCUUAUAUAGAGGAUUUAUGCUCAGAGAAGCAAACAAUUGGCACACUACUAACAAAAUAUGCUCGUUCGUCAAUGCAGAAUGGACUCAAAGUUUAUAAUUCAAGAAGACCUGUUUCAUAAGAAUUAUUUCAGCUAAGCAGGGGCUGAAAAUACUCUUAAAGACUAUCAACUGGUAGAUCAAAUUUGAUUUGUAGAUUUGGGGAUUUAUCAAAAUGUUUUGCCAUAUAGUUUAAGCCUCACGAUUUUCUGUGAGGCGUCUAAUAAUAUUAAGAUCUCUUGAGAAUUCUUCUUUACUGAUGAAACUGAUAUUUCUACAAAAAUUUAAAAAGCAACAUAUGGACAUUUCAUUCAAAUCCUUUCUGUAUUUUGUUUAAAUUAAACAAAUCUGUAUUAAAAUUGUUAAAAAAUUAUAUAUUAAAGCAUGCAUUGUAAAAUAAUGGGUUAUCUUGUAAGAACACAAGUUUAAGAUAGAGGGUGGGCUUCUUUUAUCUUUUCCUUUAUACUACUAACGUUUAAACCUGAUCUUCCUUUGAAGAACUAAAUCAGUCUUUUCGUGAGUUCCAGUUCAAUAUAUAUUAAGCAUAUAGAUUGAAUAAAUAAGGGGAGAGUAUACAGCCUUGUCUGACUCCUUACUGUCUACCAAUGUGUUUUUCCUGGUUAAAUGUAGGAGUGGUUUACCACUGCAGUAUGAAAUAAAUGUCUUUGCUCUUGUCAC
Python bivittatus (Burmese python) is the source of this 2512-nucleotide messenger RNA. The record is from RefSeq and is a predicted model, not a curated record. Lineage: Eukaryota; Metazoa; Chordata; Lepidosauria; Squamata; Pythonidae.